This is a messenger RNA of Nicotiana attenuata, 2213 nucleotides long. RefSeq names its product integrator complex subunit 7-like. Bases 315 to 2060 code for a protein of 581 amino acids. The transcript is spliced from 7 exons. Gene Ontology annotation, cellular component: integrator complex. The record is from RefSeq and is a predicted model, not a curated record. Gene Ontology annotation, biological process: snRNA 3'-end processing. NCBI's taxonomy places the organism in Eukaryota, Viridiplantae, Streptophyta, Magnoliopsida, Solanales, Solanaceae.
UGUAAAGGCAAGAGACGAGAGAGUCACAAUACAAAAGUGCUAUUCUAUUCAUCUUUGCUUUGUCUUUAGUCUUUACUUUCCUCUACUUCUCUCCUCUCUCGUUUGCUUCCGACAAGGAAGUGGAAACCUCAAAGCUGUGGUUCAAAAAAUCGAGUCACCACUAUACUAUUUCCCUUCCCUUUCUUUCGCUUUGAGAAACUUUGUUGAGCCUUGAGAGUACAUUAUUUUUUGCCAAAGUUUGACAAAUAUUAAUCCUAAUUUGGCAAGUGUUUCCAAACGGCCCUCGCGGAGCAAAUAAGUCCCAGACUAUAAGAAUGGAGAGAACUCCAUCGGCUUGUGCGAUGCAGUGGAGCAUUGACCUUGAAAAGGGCCUCCGUUCUAAUAAACCUGGUAAAUCUGCAGAAGCCAUACUAGAUAUUGGGCCAAAACUUGAGUGGUGGAGUAGAGAGUCAAAUCUUAGUGCUGCUGAGUACAAAGUAUUCGGCUUACUUCGUGGGGAGGAUAAGCUAUUUGCAAAUACUAUCCUCCUUAGGCUUGCAGAUGCAUUUAAGUCGGGGGACAAACAUAUGAAGCUUUGCAUUGUUAAGAUUUUCUUGUCCGAGCUCAAGCAGAGGAGGCGAUUGAGGAGCAAGGGGAGAAAAGAUAAAGGGAUCCUUUCGAAGGAUAAAUUGGAUAGCUAUAGAGAACUUCUAAGUAGAAUAAAGAUAGUAUUCGACACUGGAGACGUUGAAGAGAGAGCAUUGGCUUUAGCUCUAUUUGGUUGCUGGGCUCAUAUUGCAAAAGAUAGUGCUGAUGUAAGAUACCUCAUCCUUUCAAGCUUGGUGUCUAUGCAUGUUCUGGAGGCAAAGGCUUCUUUGUUUGCAGCUGGAUGCUUUUCUGAAUUGGCGAACGACUUUGCUUAUGUAUUUCUGGAAAUGCUUGGAGGUCUGCUGAUGUCAUCUGAAACAUCAAGGGUUAUAAGGUUAGCAGGAGGACGUGCUUUUGCUAAAAUGUGGUGCUCACUUGUACUAGCGGAUAGAGCUCAUAAGACUGGUAUGAAGCUUAUCCUAGAAUCUUCGGAAGAAGACUUCUCGUUGGUGAUGCUAGUUUCACUUUCCAAAAUUGCUUCUAAAUGGACAUCUUUAAUUCCUAUACAGAUGGAACUACUUUUCUCAUUUAUGGCAAAGGACAGAGGUUUGAGCCUGCAAGCUUUGGCAUUAAAAUGCCUCCAUUUCAUUUUAGCCAAAGGAAUUUAUCACUUCCAUGCCAGUUCAAAUGUGACUCUAAAGUUGUUUGGUGUCAUAAAUCAGUCUGAUUUUCCACCAGCUUUACAGUUUGAAGCUCUAAGAGCUUUAUACAAGAUGCCGCUGCCCAACCUGGAGACAAUUCCAUGCACAGAGAUCCUCGCUAGUUUCUCCAAGUUCUUACAAAUUGUUGAGUUCAAACUACAUUCUUCAAUUAUCUCAGAGAGGCUUUUCUCUGUUCAUGUAUUAGCUAGUAUUUUUUACAAGCUUUUGGGAAUAUCGAAAGAUGCAGCUGGUGGAAUUGGUUCAAUUGUUGCAUCUCACAUGAUUACUUUCACCAUCGAUCGUAUCUCCCAACUAAUAAAGUUAGUGGUUGAUGAUCCUCAUCCAAACAAAGAGGCGGAGCAGGAGGUAAAGAGUUUACUCUUUAUUUUAGUUAAUCUGGUUGAAAGGCAUCGAGAUCUCUCUGGUAUUGUAUUGGAUAAGAUCUGUAUAGUUAUCGAACAUCUGGUCCGCAUGCUCAAUGAAGUUACCAGCAUGGAGAAUUCAGGCUCAGAAGAUCAUCAUAUAACAGAGCUCGACAAAGAGAACCAUACAUCAACUGCAUCGAGAGUUUUGAUUUGUUUAUCCCAGAUUCUGAUAACUUGCUUUGAAAUGCUGGAAGUUUCCACUGCUGGUGCCGCCCAAGUCUUUAACAGAAUGGAGCAUUUGGUUGAGCAUGUGCACCGGUGCAGCUUACUUCCUGUUUAUAUCCACGUAGUAUAUCACCUUUUAUUGCACUUCCAUGCUGGAUAUCACUGUAUGUGGCUGAAGAUAGGGGAAGAUUACGGUUUCUAAUAGAAAUUUUCGUUUAUCUCGUUGUAGUUCUCUCUCAGCUUAUGGUUCCCUAUCCCAGAAUGAAAGUCUCAUUAUUGACUGUGUGAAGGAAAUUUUGGAUAAAAAAGACUACUGGUCGUCUUAUAAGCUUGGAAAAUAUGCGGCAUGUCAUGG